Molecule: messenger RNA, 1197 nt
Organism: Drosophila bipectinata
Lineage: Eukaryota; Metazoa; Arthropoda; Insecta; Diptera; Drosophilidae
Product: odorant receptor 98a-like
Biological process (GO): sensory perception of smell; detection of chemical stimulus involved in sensory perception of smell
Cellular component (GO): plasma membrane
Molecular function (GO): olfactory receptor activity; odorant binding
Source: RefSeq, a predicted model, not a curated record
AUGUAUUUCAAAUACUUGGGAAAGCCAACUGCCACGAAUCUCUUGACAUCUUCGAAAGCAAUGCACUAUUUCGAGAUUGCCAUGUUCUGGGUAGGAUGGGCUAAGCCGGCGCGGUACCAACUUUUGUACCGGAUCGCUUCGAUUCUAAUAUGCCUCUUUAGUGCGGUUUACUUCCCGGUUGGCAUGCUCAUCAGCUUUUUAUUUGACACGGAUGUGAAGUCAACGAAUCUGAGUGAACUGCUGACGAUUCUACAGCUUCUUUUCAACGCGAUGGGAUUGCCAAUCAAAGUGUUCUUUUUAAGAUUACAUUUCUCAAGAUUCAGUGAAAAGGUCAAGGAGAUUCUAGGUCGGCUCGACGAGAGCUGCUCAGAUGCGAAGGAGAAAACUGAGGUGCAUCGCUGGGCGGUUCGCUGUAAUGCCGCAUAUUUGAUCUAUCAAGGAAUCUACAGCUCCUACGCAAUUUCAACAUUUUUCUCAUCCGCUUUCUCUGGAACACUCCCAUGGAGAGUUUAUAAUCCCUUCGUCGACUGGCGAAAAAGCACGUUAAACGUCUGGAAAGCAGGUCUAAUCGAGUUUCUUAUCGUUAUAUUUGGUGUUACUCAAGGCCUGAUGUCCGAUGUGUACGCCCUAUCCUAUGGUUUAAUUCUUCGAGCACACCUAAAGCUCCUGCGACUUCGGGUGGAGAAACUACAUUUGCAUCCUGGCAAGAGCGACGAGGAAGAUCUAGAGGAUCUAAUCAAAUGCAUCAAGGAUCACAAGCUCAUAAUUAAGUUUUACGUGACCAUUCGGCCCGUCAUUAGUGGGACUAUAUUCGUCCAGUUUCUUCUGAUUGGACUCUGCCUGGGCCUCUCCCUCAUCAAUAUACUCUUCUUUACGGACAUCUGGGCUGCUUUGGCAACCAUGAACUAUAUAAACGGCCUCAUGGUCCAGACCUUUCCGUUCUGCUACGUAUGCGACUUGAUCAAGUCGGACUGUGAAAUCCUCGAAAGGGCCAUAUUUCACUCCAACUGGCAAAGUGCUAGCCCCCGAUACAAAAAAACUUUGAUUUUUUUCUUGCAAAGGUCCCAGAAGCCAAUAGCUUUCACGGCCAGAUCCAUUUUUCCCAUAUCGACCAGAACCAACAUACAGGUGGCCAAACUGGCCUUUACAGUUGUAACCUUUGUCAAUCAGAUGAAUUUGGCAGAUCGAUUUAAGUAA